Molecule: messenger RNA, 1372 nt
Organism: Nelumbo nucifera (sacred lotus)
Lineage: Eukaryota; Viridiplantae; Streptophyta; Magnoliopsida; Proteales; Nelumbonaceae
Biological process (GO): ribosomal small subunit assembly; rRNA processing
Cellular component (GO): CURI complex; UTP-C complex
Source: RefSeq, a predicted model, not a curated record
UGUUAAAGGUUUUUGAGGUUUAAACCAGCCCUAGCCGUGUUCAUCCCCAACCACACUCUGUUUUUUUUUUUUUAAUAAAUAACCACACUCUGUUCUCUCCGAGAGUCUCUCUCCGUCGCGUCUGCAUACGUAUUCGAGAAGAGAAUCGACGCUUUAGCCUCACUAUCUGUCUAUCUCUAUUUCGCAUUCACAAGAACCUCAUAAUAGGGUAAAGAAAAAGAAAAAAAGCAGUGGUCUAAAUCGCUCGAACAGUUUGCGCAGCUGCUAGUGCCCAUUUCAACGAGAUAUGGAUAAAAAGCCCAAGGGAAAAAGCAAAGUGAAUAUAAAGGAUAAAAAUAAAUCGAAGAAGCGGAAGUUAAUUGAGAAGUCACCUGAAUUUGAACAGAAUUUUCUUGAGCAGGAACCAGACUUACUGCAUAUGAAGAAGGAUAUUUCAAAUAAAAUUGAUAGAAAGAAGAAAAGUAACAAGUUAUUGGACAAGAAAAAUGAAAAGGAGAGGCAAGACAAGGGCGAUGUUGACAAAGCUGAUCAGCUUAGUUAUGAGGAUGAAGAUCAUUCCGACAAACAAAAAAAAGGCAGAGUGCAGGAUUCUAGUCAUGCAAUAGGGCGAAAUCAAUCUAAAACUCAAAUUGAUAAACCCAAGAAAACCGCAAAGAAGAAGGAUAAUCUUUCGUCAAAUAAAGGAGAGAAGUUAGUGGAAAAGAGUGACAAUGCUGAACCAGAUGAAGUUUAUCAUAUUACUUCAGUGGAUGAAGACUCCUCAAAAGGAAUGAAAAGGUGGGUACUGGAGUACCAUGAAAGUAGACCAGGAUUGAAGAUAUUACAACAAGGAAUUGAUGAGUUCAUAACUUCCUAUGAAGCGCAAGAGGAACAGGCAAGAAAAGAGAGAGAAGCCCGUGCUGCAGAAGGAGGAUGGACAGUUGUGGUACAUCAUAAAGGUCGGAAGAAGACAAUUGAUUCUGAAAGUGGAAUUACCGUAGGUUCUGUUGCUCAGGCUGCUGUUGUUGACAAAAUGGCAAAAAAGAAAAGCAAGGAAGUUGGGCUUGAUUUUUACAGAUUCCAGCGAAGGGAGGCCCAAAGGAAUGAGAUUAUGAUGUUGCAAAGCAAAUUUGAGCAAGAUAGAAAACGGAUACAGCAAUUGAGAGCUGCUAGGAAGUUCCGACCCUACUGAAUUAUGCGCACAUCUUUUGAAGGAAGCCGUGGAAAUUUCCCACUUUUUUCUAGUAAGAAGCCUUCUGGUUGCAUGAGAUCUUGAAGGAUCUUAUGGAAAAAUUUUCAGGACUUCAAAUGUACAAAUUUUUCGAUGAAUUAGAGUAUUUCCAAAUUCCAACAUAAAAAGAUGAAUUAGAGAACAAAAAAUUUGAGAUAUUUA